Messenger RNA from Callithrix jacchus (white-tufted-ear marmoset), 660 nucleotides. It is a transcript of the gene H2AJ, whose product is annotated as H2A.J histone. The record is from RefSeq and is a predicted model, not a curated record. Gene Ontology annotation, cellular component: nucleosome. Gene Ontology annotation, molecular function: DNA binding; structural constituent of chromatin; protein heterodimerization activity. Lineage: Eukaryota; Metazoa; Chordata; Mammalia; Primates; Cebidae.
UGGUCACCAGAGCCAAUGAGAAGGGGCUGCCGCGCGGCAGCAAAGAGUUUGUCAAGGCUGUGCGGGUGGAGCACGUUGCAUUCCGGUACCGGACGCCGUGAGCGGUUUGUCUGCCUUUCUGGAGUGGGCGUGAGGUGAUCAUGUCCGGUCGCGGAAGACAGGGCGGCAAAGUGCCAGCAAAGGCCAAAUCCCGCUCCUCUCGCGCGGGCCUGCAGUUCCCGGCGGGCCGAGUGCACAGACUACUGCGCAAAGGGAACUAGGCGGAGCGAGUGGGCGCCGGCGUCCCGGAGGCGGAGAUCCUGGAGCUGGCUGGCAACGCCGCGCGGGACAGGAAGACCGGGAUAAUUCCCCGCCACCUGCAGCUCGCCAUCCGCAACGACGAGGAGUUCAACAAGCUGCUGGGCAAGGUGACCAUCGCUCAGGGAGGCGUCCUGCCCAACAUCCGGGCGGUGCUGCUGCCCAGGAAGACGGAGAGUCAGAAGGCGAAGAGCAAGGGACCGUGACGCGGCCCCCGGGGAGCUGGCUCCCCCAGCAAGGGCCCUUUUCAUGGCCGUCCCGCCACGCUUUUGAAUAUGCCGGAUGUCAUGGAGGGCCGGUGACAUCUAGUGGGGAGGAGGGCGGCGAGGGACCCUGCGGGAGCCAAUAAAGUUGGUGAAAAUA